Arvicola amphibius (Eurasian water vole) is the source of this 6943-nucleotide messenger RNA. It is a transcript of the gene Mical2, whose product is annotated as microtubule associated monooxygenase, calponin and LIM domain containing 2. Gene Ontology annotation, molecular function: FAD binding; protein binding. The transcript is spliced from 43 exons. The coding region runs from base 70 to 6822 and encodes 2250 amino acids. NCBI's taxonomy places the organism in Eukaryota, Metazoa, Chordata, Mammalia, Rodentia, Cricetidae. The record is from RefSeq and is a predicted model, not a curated record.
AUACCUUUAUAGCACUUCAUGGUAGCCCUUGGACCCCUCCACACCACGGUUCCACACAGCUCCUGAACCAUGGGAGAAAAUGAGGAUGAGAAACAGGCCCAGGCCAGCCAGGUCUUUGAGAACUUUGUGCAAGCCACCACGUGCAAAGGCACCCUCCAGGCCUUCAACAUCCUCACCUGCCUCCUGGACCUUGAUCCGCUGGACCAUAGAAACUUCUACUCACAGCUCAAGUCCAAGGUGAACACCUGGAAGGCCAAGGCCCUCUGGCACAAACUGGAUAAGCGUGGUGCCCACAAGGAGUACAAACGAGGGAAAGCCUGCAUGAACACCAAGUGUCUCAUUGUCGGAGGAGGACCAUGUGGCUUGCGCACUGCCAUUGAACUUGCCUACCUGGGAGCCAAAGUGGUUGUAGUGGAGAAGAGAGACACCUUUUCCCGGAACAACGUCCUGCACCUCUGGCCCUUCACCAUCCACGACCUGCGGGGCCUAGGAGCCAAGAAGUUCUAUGGGAAAUUCUGUGCCGGCUCCAUCGACCACAUCAGUAUUCGUCAACUUCAGCUCAUCCUGUUCAAGGUGGCCCUGAUGCUGGGAGUGGAAAUCCAUGUGAACGUGGAGUUCGUGAGGGUUCUAGAGCCUCCUGAAGACCAAGAAAAUCAAAAAGUCGGCUGGCGGGCAGAAUUCCUCCCUGCAGACCACGCCCUGUCUGACUUUGAGUUUGACGUCAUCGUUGGUGCCGACGGCAAUAGGAACACACUGGAAGGGUUCAGGAGGAAGGAGUUCCGGGGCAAGCUAGCCAUCGCCAUCACUGCCAACUUCAUAAAUAGAAACAGCACGGCUGAGGCCAAGGUGGAGGAGAUCAGCGGCGUGGCCUUCAUCUUCAACCAGAAGUUCUUUCAGGACCUCAAAGAAGAAACAGGGAUUGAUCUCGAGAACAUUGUUUACUACAAGGACUGUACCCACUACUUUGUCAUGACAGCCAAGAAGCAGAGCCUGCUGGACAAAGGCGUCAUCAUUAAUGACUACAUUGACACAGAGAUGCUCCUGUGCACAGAGAAUGUGAACCAGGAAAAACUGCUCUCCUAUGCCCGUGAAGCCGCAGAUUUUGCGACCAAUUACCAGCUGCCGUCCUUAGACUUUGCCAUAAAUCACAACGGGCAGCCUGAUGUGGCCAUGUUCGACUUCACCUCCAUGUAUGCCUCAGAGAACGCAGCCCUGAUGCGUGAGCGCCAGGCACACCAGCUGCUCGUGGCGCUUGUGGGUGACAGCUUGCUUGAGCCGUUUUGGCCUAUGGGCACAGGCUGUGCCCGGGGCUUCCUGGCAGCCUUUGACACGGCAUGGAUGGUGAAGAGCUGGGACCAGGGCACCUCUCCCCUGGAGGUGCUGGCUGAAAGAGAAAGUCUUUACCGGCUGUUACCUCAGACAACCCCAGAGAACAUCAACAAAAAUUUUGAACAAUACACAUUGGACCCAGCAACACGGUACCCAAACCUCAACUUGCACUGUGUCAGGCCUCACCAGGUGAAGCAUUUGUACAUCACUAAAGAACUGGACCGCUUCUCUCCCGAGAGAUGGGGCUCAGUGAGGAGAUCUGUUAGCCUCUCCAGGCGGGAGUCAGACAUCCGGCCUAACAAGCUCUUAACCUGGUGCCAGCAGCAGACCGAGGGUUACCAGCGCGUCCGUGUCACCGACCUGACCACAUCCUGGCGCAGUGGCCUGGCCCUGUGUGCCAUCAUCCACCGCUUCCGGCCAGAGCUGAUCAACUUUGACUCGCUGAAUGAAGAUGACGCUGUGGAGAACAAUCAGCUGGCAUUUGAUGUGGCCAAGCGUGAGUUUGGGAUCCUGCCUAUGACUACAGGCAAAGAGAUGGCGUCUACUGAGGAGCCCGACAAGCUCAGCAUGGUCAUGUACCUCUCCAAGUUCUAUGAGCUCUUCCGGGGCACUCCACUGAGACCCAUGGAUUCCUGGCGUAAAAACUAUAGAGAAAAUACUGACUUCGACUUGGGCAAAUCACUCAUUCCUAAUAACUAUCUCAACCUCACAUUUCCCAGGAAGAGGACCCCACGGGUAGACACCCAGACGGAGGAGAGCGACAUGAACAAGAGGAGGCGGCAGGGCGUCAACAACCUGGAAGAGCUGCCAGCUUUCUCCAGCCGUAGCUUGGGCUCCAGUCAAGAGUGUGCUAGAGAAGGCGGCAAUCAGAACAAAGUCAAGUCCAUGGCCAAUCAGUUGCUGGCCAAGUUUGAGGAGAACACACGGAACCCUGCAGCCCUGAAACAGGACUGCCACCGGGUCUCAGGCAUAGGUAAGCCUGUCUUAUACUCUGCCUCUCGCCCUCCUGCUACCCCUCACUGCUCCAAGCUGGAGGACUCCACUCCCAGGCUUCCACCUCCUCUGAAAAGGCAGUUCUCCUCUGUGGUGGCUACAGGACAGGUGCUCAGAGAACUCAAUCAAGUACCUGCUAGCGGCGAGAGCCCAAGCAGACCCUGGAGAGCCAGGGCCAAGUCAGACCUGCAACUGGGUGGGGCUGAAAAUCUCGCCGCCCUGCCUCCCACCUGCCAAGGGGCACUGGCCCUGUCCAGGGUGCUGCGGCGACUGCAGCAAGUAGAAGAAAAGGUUCUUCAGAAGAGGGCCCAGAACUUGGCUAACAGGGAAUUUCACAAAAAGAACAUUAAGGAGAAGGCAGCUCACCUGGCCUCCAUGUUUGGACACGGGGAUUUCCCACAGGAUAAACUCCUGUCUAAAUGUCUGCCUCACGCUCAUCCUCCAUCUCCUCCCUCUGGCCUUCCAUCUCCUGAUCCAGCUGUUCCUUCCUCUCCACCAGCUGCCGACUCUGUUUCUCCUGCCAGAAAGGUAGUCAUCCCGGAAUCACUGCCGCCUCCACCCCCUGCGUGUUCUGAGAUGUUCUCAGGCUCCAUUUGGCCGGCACAGCCAAACAUCUGGAGAUGGGCUUGGCUGGGAUUCUCCAGAAUGGGUGUUCCCCAGCCAAAGUCUGCUGAACUUAGUCUGCCGGCCUGGCUCCUGCUGAGGCCAGGGUGCAGGCUGGGUGUCCCAUCUGUAGGACUCCUGUUUGGCUCCUGGGUUGUUGAGCUGGUACGCAUCCAGCUUCAUGCUAUCGUCUUAGCAAAAGGUUCCAAGUUGCCCCUUGUUUUGGCAGUUGUGGCUGGGGAUAAUCUGGGAGCUCUUAGAAGUCACCAUGGCAUGAUGACUCAACCCUUCAGGGAAGCACUGCCUGGGCAUCUGCUGUGUGAGCUGAGUUCUGGGCCCAAGGUGGGGAAGUCCCACUGUUUUGACUCAAAGGGCCUGGCAGCCUGCAUCAUAUCUGUGACAGAGGAAGAGAGAUGGCUAAGAGGAGGAGUUACGACGGUUGGGAGUCCCCUGAUAUGGGUUCUGGGAACUAAACUCAGGUCCUCUGAAAGACUGACAGUAGGGAAAGUGUCCAGCGGAAUAGGGGCCGCGGCUGAAGUGCUGGUCAAUCUGUACUUGAAUGACCACAGACCUAAGACGCAGGCCACCUCUCCAGAUCUGGAAUCCGUGCGAAAGGCCUUUCCCCUGAGCCUGGGCGGCAGUGACACCUGCUACUUCUGUAAGAAGCGCGUGUUUGUGAUGGAGCGGCUGAGUGCUGAGGGUCACUUUUUCCACCGCGAAUGCUUCCGAUGCAGCGUCUGCACCACUACCCUGCGCCUGGCUGCCUAUGCCUUUGACUGCGAUGAAGGCAAAUUUUACUGCAAGCCCCAUUUCAUUCAUUGUAAAACCAACAGCAAACAACGGAAGAGACGGGCGGAGCUGAAGCAGCCAAGAGAGGAGGAAGGGACAUGGCAGGAGCAGGAAGCCCCUCGGAGGGACACUCCCACGGAGAGCUCUUGCGCAGUGGCGGCCAUCAGCACGCCAGAAGGCAGCCCUCCAGAUAAACCCACCUCCCCCAAGAAGCCAAAGAGUGUCCCUGAGCCCACACCCAGAGACAUGGACGCUGAAGUCACCUCUUCCCAACCCUCCGAAUGGACUUCAGUGAGGAUUGGUCCAGGAGAGGAUGCAGUCGGGCAGGAUGUGCUGGCUGUGCGUGUCCUGGUCACCAGUGAGGAUAGCAGCUCUGAUACAGACUCUGACUAUGGUGACAUCAGGGCCCCCUGUGCAAAGGCCUGCAAAGAGAGGCCCCAGCUUCCAGCAUCUCCACCUCCUUCAAAGCCCCCGACCCGGCACUUUUCCCUGCGGGAGCCCCUGACUAAAUCAGCCUCUCUGCUACACCACGAGGAGCCACUAGCUCUGCCUGUGCUGCAAAGGACCUACAGCCUCCAGUCUCCAACUCCAAGCAAAUACCAGAGCUGGGGAAGAAAAUUCCAGUCCUAUUCAAUACCCAUGACCAGAAGAGCACCACCGCCUCCCAAGGAGUCUCCUUCGCCUUCAUCUUUAUCUUCUUCAUCUUCCCUGCCAUCUUCCUUUUCUUCAAUUAGUGUACCUGAGCGCACUUCAGAUAUUUCCUCCUCUCCUCAGGUGCCAGCUUAUGACCUCCACUCCCUGCCUGUCUCCAGAGGUGAUUUUAGCCCCACUCCACUCUACCUGAGACGCGCCAGGGCUCAAGGGAUCUCGAAGGAAAUUCCUCUCUAUCUGCCUCAUAGCCCCGUGCUGGAGAGCACAGGCCUGGUGAGCCCUGGUGGAGAAGACCUCAGCAGCCCUGCCAAGAUGGCCUCAGAGGACUGCCAGGAAACCUGGGCUCCUCCUGGGAGCACCAAAAGCAUGCACCCCAUCACAGGGAAGGACCAGUGUUUGUCCAAUCAAAACCUAACUCUUGGGACUGCAAGGAACCCAAGAGAAGUGAGUGAGGGACCCAGGAGGGAACAGACAGGUGGCCCAGGGCUGUCUGCAGAAACGAAGUUGGGUUUGAAGAAAAUAACCCUCACACAGGAGCAGAAGAACAUGUUACUAGACUGGAAUGACCCCACCCCUGAGCACAGGGCUGGGGAGCAACUCUCCCAAGAAAGAGCUGAGAAUGGAAGAGGUCAUACCCUGAAACCAUUCUGCUCCUCUACCCUCCCCCAGGCAGUGAAAGAGAAGCUGCUAUCCCAGACAGGGGCCCAGGAGGAGAUAUGCACCCCAGCUGGCAAGUUGCCUCGGGAGCGAGAACAGACUCCACCCAAGUCUCCCCUGAAGUUCAUAGCAAAUGCCAUCCGAAAGUCUCUGCACCUCAAUUCUGAAGGUGGAAAGAAGACCAGCCCUAAGCCAGAGUCAAAAACAUUGCCUCAGGGCCAACCACAUGGCUUCACUCGCUCCUUUAGUUUUCGGAAACCCAGUUUCAAUAAAGAUGGGGACCAGCAGUCUCCAGUGAGACACAUGGCCAAGAAGGCUUCAGCCUUCUUCUCUCUGGCUUCUCCAACUUCUAAGGCUACCCCGGCCUCAGACCUUAGCCUUCCUGACCCUAUCCUCCGCUCCCGGAGUUUGCCCAGUCGUCCAUCCAAGACGUUCUCUGCAAUCACAUCCCCACCACCCCACAGCAAGAUUGAAGAUGUCCCUACCCUCCUGGAGAAAGUGAGUUUGCAGGAUGCCACCCAUGUUCCAAAGAAACGAGCCUCGCGUAUUUCCUCCCUUGGCCUAAAAGAUAAAUCCUUUGAGAGUUUUCUCCAGGAAUGCAAGCAAAGAAAAGACGUUGGGGAUUUCUUUAGCAGCCCCAAGGAGAAGGGGCCACCGGGGAACAGAGUCCCAUCCUUGGAGAGGCUGGUACAGCCUUUUGGCAGCACCUCGCUGAGGCAGGUGGCGCAUCUUUCUUCUACAGGGCAAGAUGCACGCCUUGAAACUCCAGUGACAGAGGCCACCUCUUCUCCCUCGUCUCCUACCUCCUCCUCUGCAGAGGAAGAUACUGGCUCCCAGUCUUCCUCACUGCUAAAGGAGAAGAUACCCAGAAGAAGAAGGAAGCUGGAGAAGCAGUUGGUUAAGCAAGAAGAACUGAAAAGACUCCAUAAGGCUCAGGCCAUCCAGAGGCAGCUAGAGGAGGUGGAGGAGCGGCAGAGGAUCUCGGAGAUCCAGGGUGUGAGGCUGGAGAAGGUGCUGAGAGGAGAAGCAGGUACCAUCAGCAGAUCUGGGAGUGGCACUGGCCUUGCAUGGUGGGCAGGACAAAGAGCACUCAUCACCUGCAGGGGACAGGUCAACACAGAUGUCACAGAGCCUGUGCUGGGCCAGGGAGGUAGCUCAGCUGCUAAAGUGGUGCAGCUGGCUGCCUGGAAGCCCACCUUGGGCUUCUCUCCUGUGGUGGAGUCUUGCAGUUUCUCCUUCACAAGGAUAGCAAAUACAAUGCACAUGCUGGAGGGUGCCAGCAGAGGGCAGCAGCACAUACAAUCUUGGAGGAAGACCGACUUAGUGACUCCUGCCUGUAAUCCUCUCAGGUGGCUGAGGCAAGAGGAUGAGACGUUCAAGGCCAACCUGGGCUACGUGGCACGCCACACUCACAUCUUUGUGGAUGAUCCGCUCAUGGUGGAUUCAGGGACACAGGACGAAGCCCAGCUUUUGCAGGAAUGGUUUAAGCUGGUUCUGGAGAAGAAUAAAUUAAUGCGCUAUGAGUCGGAGCUACUGAUCAUGGCCCAGGAGCUAGAACUAGAAGAUCACCAAAGGAGACUGGAGCAGAAGCUACGACAGAAGAUGCUCAAGGAUGAGGGCCAGAAAGAUGAGAAUGAUCAAAAGGAGGAGCAAGAAAUAUUCAAGCAGAUGAUUCAGGUGAUUGAGCAAAGAAACAAGCUUGUGGAUUCUCUGGAGGAACAGCGUGUCAAGGAAAGAACCCAAGACCAACACUUCGAAAACUUCGUUCUCUCCAGAGGUUGUCAACUCAGCAGGACUUAGGUGCCCCUCCCCCACUGAAGCCAGAGAACCAAGAGCACCACCCUUUCUCACCCAGGCACUGAAUUUAGGCCUCACCACUUAGAAAGGAAGAAAGAAAGAAAAUUAAAUGCCUCUCCUAUGA